GUUGGAAUACCUGCAGCUACUUGGAAAGAAUUUAAGAUGUCGUCAAAGAAUCGGGUCCACAACACAUGUCAGAGAUAAUGCGCGGCACGUUUUCCAGCAUAAAUAAGCAGACUGCACAGGGGGACAGUUUUACCUGAGGAACGGAGAACAAGUAAAGACAUAUUACUUUGCUCUACUUUGGGAUGAGACAAAAGAAAACCUAACUGGUGAUCUCAUUCUCACUCCGCGCCCUCCUGUGUUCUCGGCUUGAAUUCUAGACUCUCGGAUCAUCACCGUUUUUUCCACCUGAGAGACCAUGAUGGAUUUAAAAGCACUUGCCAUUUCCCACGGUGAUGAUUUGCAGAACAGAAGUGACUUCUGCACCUGGAAAGGUUGAGCGGAUCCGUGCAUAUGAGGCAACGCGCGGCCAGGUUAAUUUCGUCAAUGGCUCGUCCUCGAAGCUUUUAAGAUCAUGCACAAUCCCUUUCGACAGUGGAUUUCCUACGUGCUUCUGUGUUUUGGCAUCAUCUACUUAAGACUUGGAGCCCUGUCCUCAGUGGUGGCCUUGGGGGCCAACAUCAUCUGCAACAAGAUCCCCGGGCUGGCCCCACGCCAGCGCGCCAUCUGCCAGAGCCGACCGGACGCCAUCAUCGUGAUCGGGGAGGGCGCCCAGCUGGGCAUCAACGAGUGCCAGUACCAGUUCCGCUAUGGCCGGUGGAACUGCUCGGCCCUGGGGGAGCGCACCGUGUUCGGCCAGGAGCUUCGAGUAGGCAGCAGGGAAGCGGCAUUCACCUACGCCAUUACGGCCGCCGGGGUUGCCCACGCCGUCACGGCGGCCUGUAGCCAGGGCAACCUCAGCAACUGCGGCUGCGACCGCGAGAAGCAGGGCUACUACAACCAAGAGGAGGGCUGGAAGUGGGGAGGCUGCUCGGCUGACAUCAAAUACGGCGUAGAGUUCUCCCGAAGGUUCGUAGACGCCCGCGAGAUCAAAAAAAACGCAAGGCGGCUGAUGAACCUGCAUAACAAUGAGGCAGGACGAAAGGUCCUGGAGGAGAGGAUGAAGCUGGAGUGCAAGUGCCACGGGGUCUCGGGCUCCUGCACCACCAAGACCUGCUGGACCACGCUGCCCAAGUUCCGGGAGAUCGGCUACAUCCUGAAGGACAAGUACAACGAGGCGGUGCACGUGGAGGUGGUGCGCGCCAGCCGCCUGCGUCAGCCCACCUUCCUGAAGGUGAAGAAGGCGCAGAGCUACCGCAAGCCCAUGGACACGGACCUGGUGUACAUCGAGCGGUCGCCCAACUACUGCGAGGAGGACAGCUCCACGGGCAGCGUGGGCACGCAGGGGCGCCUCUGCAACCGCACGUCCCCCCACACCGACGGCUGCGACCUGAUGUGCUGCGGCCGCGGCUACAACACGCACCAGUACACCAAGGUGUGGCAGUGCAACUGCAAGUUCCAGUGGUGCUGCUUCGUCAAGUGCAACACGUGCAGCGAGAGGACGGAGGUUUUUACCUGCAAAUAAAAAAAAAAUAUUAAAAAAAAUUAAAAUUAAAAAAAGAAUUUAAAUAAAA
Molecule: messenger RNA, 1550 nt
Organism: Conger conger (European conger)
Lineage: Eukaryota; Metazoa; Chordata; Actinopteri; Anguilliformes; Congridae
Product: protein Wnt-7b
Exons: 4
Coding region: 452-1501 (349 amino acids)
Biological process (GO): neuron differentiation; multicellular organism development; cell fate commitment
Cellular component (GO): extracellular region
Molecular function (GO): frizzled binding; cytokine activity
Source: RefSeq, a predicted model, not a curated record